AUGUUUUUUAAUUAGAAUUAACUAUCAAAAUAUACUUUUAACAAAUAGUUAAAUUUUAUUUUUUUAAAAUUUUUUUCUAAUUAAUUUUUAUAAUUAAAAUAUAAUAAAAGCUAAAAUUAAAUUGGUUAAUAAGAUUUAUCAGAUGUAUUUGAUAGUUUAAAAAAUUUCUCUAAGCUCACUUCAUUUUAUCUUGGUCUUAGUACAAAUUAAAUUAAUGAUGAAAAUGUCCAAAUUAUUGGUAAUGCAUUAAAUGCUUGUAAUAGUCUCUCAGAUUUGAUACUAAGUCUUUGUUAAAACUAAAUUAGCUCACAGGGGGCAUUUAAAUUAGGCUCUAGUUUAGGCAAAUGUAUGAGUCUUACAAGAUUGUUACUUAACUUAUCUUAUAAUAAAAUCACUGAAGAAGGAACUUAAAGAUUAGUUUAAGCUUUAGCAAGCUGUAACUCACUCCAAUAUUUUGAACUCAAACUUAUGAAGAAUAAAAUUGGGGGAUAAAAUUUAUCAGCUAUAGGCUCUGCUUUCACAAAAUACCUUAAUCUCUCAAAAUUAACACUUAUCUUCAAUGAAAAUUAAAUUGGUGAUCAUGGUGCUUAUGAGUUAGUUUCUGCUUUAUCAAAAAGUGAUAAAAUUGUGCGUUUAAAUCUAAGUUUUUAUAAAAAUUAAAUUACAAACGAAGGCGCUUAUAAUAUUGGUUAAGCCUUAGCAAAAUUCACUAAUCUCUUAAGUUUAGAACUCAAUUUAAGUAUAAAUUAAAUUGAUUUUAACGGUGCAUUAAAUUUAUGCUCUGCUUUAGAACAUAUCUUUACUCUCUCAACAUUAGUUCUCAAUCUUUGGUUAAAGAUAGACCAUUACAAUGACUCAUAGAAAUUUAAAAUAAGAAGAAAAGUUCUUAAAUUCAAGAGAUUAAUCAAUAAUAAAAUAUAUUUAUGA
Messenger RNA from Tetrahymena thermophila SB210, 927 nucleotides. Its product is annotated as cyclic nucleotide-binding domain protein. The record is from RefSeq and is a predicted model, not a curated record. The transcript has 9 exons. Lineage: Eukaryota; Ciliophora; Oligohymenophorea; Hymenostomatida; Tetrahymenidae.